AUGCGUGACAGGGCCAGAUCCACGCCCAGCCGGGCCCGCUGCAGCCACCCCGCCGGCCUGACAAGAGCCCCAAGGCGCCCGCCUCAGAAGCCCUUUCCUGGCAACCGGACCGAUGCCCCCUGCCCUGUUACCGACCGCAAGUACGGCCUAGAGCGGACGGACGAGCUGGUGCGGGAGUAUCUGCUCUUCCGCGGCUUCACCGCCGCCCUGAAGCAGCUGGACGCGGAGAUCAAGGCGGACCGGGAGAAGGGUUUCCGGCGGCUUUGCAGCUCCGCUCCCUCCUUGGGAUGGCUGCAGCAGCAGCUCGCUUGCGAGGUAGAUAAGAUAGUGGACCAGCUGCAGCAGUUUGUUCAGAGCUAUGAUCUGGCAGCCCUUCGGGAUUACUGGAGUUAUCUUGACCGACGCCUUUUCAGCCGUUUGGAAGAUGUGUACCGGCCAACAGUGAACAAGCUGAAAACCAGCUUAUUCCGAUACUACCUCGUCCAUACUGUUCAGACUGGCCGCAAUGACAAGGCGCAGGAGUUUUUCCUCAAGCAGGCCUCUGAGCUCCAGAACCAGGUGGAGUGGAAGGAUUGGUUUGUCCUGCCCUUCCUCCCUGCCCCAGACUCCAACCCCACCUUCGCCACCUAUUUCUCACGCCAGUGGGCAGAUACGUUUAUCGUGUCUCUGCACAACUUCCUGAGUGUGUUGUUUCAGUGCAUGCCAGUUCCAGUCAUUUUGAACUUUGAAGCUGAAUGUCUCAGGAGCAGUCUCAUACAAGAAGAAAAUGAAUUGUUGCGGCAUAAGGUGGCUGCAUACUGUGCAAACUGCUUUCCUGCUACACUGCAAAGUCAAGACAAGCUGAAACUAGUGCUGUUUGCUUUGCAGGCUGAAUCCUCCCGCAUGAAGAAAGAGGAACUGGAGGUGGAACAAGCAGUUGUGCAUCACAAGUUGCCUGCAUACGUGGCCAACAUGGAUCGACUAGGGGACUCUGAGCUUGAUAUGACCUGCAGCCAGAGGAGUACUACACAUUCUCUUCAGUCCCGGGGAGGCUUUCUGUCCUCUUUUCUUUCUCAAAGUAAAAAGGGCCCUUCCAGACCACCCCAUCCAAGUGGGGCAUCUCCAACGCAGACUGGCAGUAUGCUGCUAGGGAAGAAAGAACCAACAAAUCACCAGAGUGCCAAAGGAAAAGAAGGAACAGUGAGCUGUAAGGACGGGAAGAGCCACUUCAGUGGGUUAGUAGCAGGCGAGUCAAGUUCCCUGCAGCAGCGGCAGAAGCGCUUGCAAGAGCAUGGGAAGGAAAGGAAGGAACUGCUGUCAAAAGGGACCUUUCAGUAUUUCUUCCUUCAGGGCCAAAGUGCUGAGAAGAAAACAGAUAUUAGCACAGCUGAGACAGAGCUGUGCUCAGAGCUGCAUGCUGAGCAAACAGAGACUUCAACCAAAACGCCUGUCAGCAGUGCAGAGGCUGUGGGGGUCCGGCAGGAGCAGCCUUUCAUCGUCCUGAGCCAGGAGGAGUAUGGGGAGCACCAUUCAUCCAUCAUGUACUGCAGGGUUGAUUGUUCUGGUCGGAGGGUGGCCAGCUUGGAUGUGGACGGGGUCAUCAAAGUCUGGUCUUUUAACCCCAUAAUGCAAACUACAGCUUCAUCCAUUUCCAAAUCUCCGUUGCUGUCUCUGGAAUGGGCGACCAAGCGUGAUCGGCUGCUAUUGCUUGGCAGUGGGGUUGGGACGGUUCGUCUUUAUGACACAGAAGCAAAGAAGAAUCUCUGUGAAAUCAGCAUUGAUGAAGACAUGCCCAGGAUCCUCUCGCUUGCCUGCAGCCCAAGUGGUGCCUCCUUUGUCUGUUCUGCGGCAGCCCAAAGCCCCAUCUCCCACAUUGGCUUCUCAGCAGUCAGCUCUGGGGGCAAAAGCAUGAACCAAGUUCCUGGGAAGCUGCUGCUGUGGGACACUAAAACAAUGAAGCAGCAGCUGCAGUUCUCCCUGGAGCCUGAGCCCAUUGCUAUUAACUGCACAGCCUUCAACCACAACGGCAACCUGCUGGUCACCGGGGCUGCAGACGGGAUUGUUCGUCUCUUUGAUAUGCAGCAGCACGAGUGCGCCAUGAGCUGGAAGGCACACGACGGGGAAGUCUACUCCGUUGAGUUCAGCUAUGAUGAGAACACAGUCUACAGCAUAGGCGAGGAUGGCAAGUUUAUUCAGUGGAAUAUUCACAAAAGUGGCUUGAAGGUGUCUGAGUAUGAUCUUCCCAGCGAAGCUACGGGUCCUUUUGUUCUGUCCGGGUACAGUGGCUACAAGCAAGUCCAAUUCCCACGAGGGAGGCUUUUUGCUUUUGACUCUGAGGGCAACUAUAUGUUGACGUGCUCUUCUACUGGGGGAGUCAUUUUUAAGGUAAGUCUGAGAAGUGACAGGAGUACUCUUACACAUCUGUACAAGCUCUUGUUGUUACAAGGCUGCAACAGCAGCUGCUGA
Molecule: messenger RNA, 2445 nt
Organism: Haliaeetus leucocephalus (bald eagle)
Lineage: Eukaryota; Metazoa; Chordata; Aves; Accipitriformes; Accipitridae
Gene: WDR91
Product: WD repeat domain 91
Exons: 17
Coding region: 1-2445 (814 amino acids)
Biological process (GO): early endosome to late endosome transport
Cellular component (GO): early endosome membrane; late endosome membrane; extrinsic component of endosome membrane
Molecular function (GO): protein binding; phosphatidylinositol 3-kinase regulator activity
Source: RefSeq, a predicted model, not a curated record